UUUACCCAUCAUAUCGAUCAAUGCUUUUGACGUCUACUACCUUGGCUCGUAUAGCUUCUUCUAUAUGUAGAGUAGGUUUGUAGGUAUAUAGAUAGCUUACCUUUAUCGUUUUGUCUUUUAUAUUUCAUAGGAACAAAACGUCCACGUUCUCUGCCUGAUCAGGCCUUCUUUGGUGUUUGCUAGAAAGGCAGGCACAUCUCCUUUAUCUGUCACCCUCUAGGCAGAAAUUCACACCAACUACGAACACGCAAUAAGAAUCUUUAACCCUUUCUCGUCAGCCAUGCAAGAGGGGCGUUCUCUAACAAAUCAAUAUGCUAUAUCUUGGUGCUCUUAGGUCUAUAGAAUGGGGAUGUUAAUCUCACUGGGACAUCCUAGAUAUUUAGUGUUGUAUGGAGAAAAUAGUCUACUUCUCUGUGCCUUUUCUUCCUAAUUCGAUCUACCACCUUCCAAGUUUACUUCAGGGGUUUUCUUGGUAGGCUGCCGAUUUGUCUCGUCACUCCAAGUCUAGAUUUUGUUACUCCAUAUCGUGGUCAGUAGAGGUGCCAUAUUCCUUGCUCCUCUUCUUCAACCUACAUCGUUGAAGCACUAGAUGUUUCCCCAAGCACUACAACUAGUUCAGCAGCCAUCAUGAGUUACAUCAUGGAUCUAUCGUCGAGCGGCUGGGAAGAGGAGGAGCUAUCAGCAGAUAGCGUGCAAGCGGCGAUCGAGCGCCGCUUCCAAGAGAUGCCUUCAUUCACAGGACAUGCCAUGAUCGACCUCACUCAAAACCAAUAUGACGAAGAAGCGGACCAGGCGGAGAGAGAGAACGAGAUCAAGCUUGAACCAGAAAUUGCCCAGGUGAUCGAAGUGAUUGAUUUGACAAAACCCGAGCCAGUUGAUCUGCCUAUCGUAGGAAAGUUGCCGCGAAGAACACGCACCGUUAUCCCUCCGAAGCGAAAUCUUUCAAUAACACUACCCAACUACUUGGUAGACAGCUAUAAACAUAACGGCAUGGAGCUAAAGUGUGGGAGUACAGUAGAGAUAACUCCAAUCCCCGAGCUCAACCAAGCCUCGUUUCUCUAUAUCAAACUCAUCAUUAUCACCGAGUCUGGCCCUGUGCUACGGGGCCUACCGAUGACUCGCACAAGAAACCUACGAGGGCGAUUACAACGGCUACGGAACGAACUUGCGAUGAUACUCGAAGUAGACCAAGACGACACUCGACCCGACGAGGACCAGGCCGCAAUCGAAGUUUCCAUCGAUAUGGUACAGAAACCUCGAGUCUGCCACAUCACGAACAAGGAGUUUCCCGAGCUUCGGUUCCAGGGCGGAAUCUAUCACGACACUGCAGAGGUGGAAGAAACAGGGCCACUUGUAUGCCGCUGGAAGUGCAAGCGUAUAUGGGUCGACACUCUCAAGCGUGUGAAUCACAAGCCGCCUCACGAGUUCGUCAUGGCGCGUAUUACUGCCGAGGAGGUUCCUAGGGAUAAGUUCCGUACUUCUAGCUCUUACCUGAUCAAUACCUGGCGAGGGGGCAAGGUACUCGGCGGGUCUUACAUCACGGAGGAACCAGAGGGCCUGAAGCCAACGGUUAACGUCGAUGUGCCUGAGGUCCAAGAUGACAUGUCAGAUAUCACAUGGGCCCGCAAGAAGCCAGGCCAACAAUAUUCCCUCGCCGACAUGUUCUGCGGAGCUGGAGGAGCAUCGUGUGGUGCCCGAUCGGCUGGUUUUCGUAUUAAACUAAGUUGCGACAAUGCCCCUGGGGCUUGCAACACCUACCGACUAGAAUUUCCCGAGGUGGACUUGCGUCAGGAGAACAUGUACGACUUCAUCAUAUCCAUGCGGUCCUCCACCUACCGCGUCGACGUGCUACAUCUCUCUCCGCCGUGCCAAUAUUGGUCCCCAGCCCACACCACUCCAGGCGUUGACGACGAGGCCAACAUCGCAAUUCUCUUCUCUUGUCACGAGCUGGUUAAGAUUCUACGCCCGCGCAUUUUCACAUUGGAGCAAACAUUUGGUAUUCUACAUCCCCGGUUCGAGUUCUACUUCAACGCAUUGAUUCACGGGUUCACGCAGCACGGGUACUCAAUCCGUUGGCGGGUGGUCAACCUGCUCGAAUGGGGGGCGCCGUCGCAGCGCCAACGUCUAGUCAUGCUCGGCUCCUGUCCAGGCGAGCCGCUCCCCCCUUUCCCAGCCGCGACGCACUCUAGAGAGCCCAAGCCCGGAGACGGGAAGAAGCCCUACCGAACGGUCCGCCAGAUGCUACGUAAAAUCCCCCGAGAUGCUGCGGCGUACGACGAUCUCCACGAGCCGGGGAAGCUGAAGCGGCUGCACAAGCCGCGCUGGAACCCCGACAUCCCGCUCGCGCGCACCAUUACCUGCGGCGGCGGCGUGGGGAACUAUCAUUACAGCGGGCGGAGAGACUUCACGCCGCGGGAGUACGCCGUUCUACAGGGGUUUCCGGUGGACUGGCGGUUCCAACGGCCGCAGCAGAAGAAGCAGAUCGGGAACGCGUUUCCGCCGCUGGUCGUCCACACGCUCUUCAAGCACCUCCGCCGGUGGCUCGAACACAACGACCAGGUGUUGCCGGAUGCCGACGAGGUUUCUUCGGAGUCCGAGCACGAGGAGGAGGAGGAGGAGUAUAUUGUCAGUGAAUAUGAGGAGUCUGACCACGACGGAUAUGGGGGAGGGUUGGACUAUGAUAGCGAUGUGCAGUAUAUCGGAAAACGCGAGAUCGACCAAAGUGACAGCGAGGUGGAAUUCCUGGGGGGACGAAGUCUGUUCGUCAAAGAUGCUAGUGUGGUUACGAUCAACGACUCGAGCUCGGACGAUGAUAAUGGUGAUGAUAAUGACAAUGACAAUGAUGGCAUGGAGAUUGAUGCGAUGAGCCAAGAUGCCCACAGUCCUGGUGUUUGUGUAGGUGCUGCGGCUCAGCUGGGAGGGGGAGGAAUGUAUGCCUCUGGCCCUAUCGUGCUUGACUAAAGGGGGUCAUUGUGUUUGAUUCAGUCUGGGGGUGGCUACUCAGAAAUUACAUAGCAAGCCAGUCCUCUUGCGUGCUUGCUCGCUCGUUCACAAAUACAUCUGGUUAGGGAAAUUACAACUCGAUGGACGAGAGAACAAUCCCAGGAAAAACGCGUAACCUAGAAAACAAGCAAUAUCACUCAAAGGCUUGUUUAUACACUUGGCGGCUAGAUAUCAUCAAAACAAGCAAGUUUCGCCAUCGUCCCCAAGGCUUGAAGUGGCAACAUUGGAGAUCGAGGCUUCGUCUAUUCCUGCAUUCCUACAUAGGCAACCUGCUUACCUACUUAGAUACUUACAAUGUAGCAUUAGUUGAGGCUGAACCUAGACUCAGGUAGACUAUGCGCUACAUGAUGCUGUGCCUCUUGUUCCUGCAGUCUAGUGUCUAUCACAGCCUAUAGGAUAUAAGCGACGAACCCUUGCUAGACUAUAUCUACUAUCCAAUCUCAACAUGGGAAUAUGGGAUAUUACUCUGUGCUAGUUAUGGUAAUAGGGAACAUACA
This is a messenger RNA of Hypoxylon fragiforme, 3500 nucleotides long. RefSeq names its product S-adenosyl-L-methionine-dependent methyltransferase. Gene Ontology annotation, cellular component: nucleus. The transcript has 2 exons. Gene Ontology annotation, molecular function: methyltransferase activity. The coding region runs from base 628 to 2961 and encodes 777 amino acids. The record is from RefSeq and is a predicted model, not a curated record. Lineage: Eukaryota; Fungi; Ascomycota; Sordariomycetes; Xylariales; Hypoxylaceae.